GCCUGGUGGUGGGCGGAGCCUCUCAGGGGAGUUCGGUCAGUGAGGGGAGAAGCUGUUGGGGAUAGAGCUAGGACUUACUUUUCAGUGAGGGACCGAAUGUGAGAACUGUUAGCUAUGACGUCCCUGAUCAAAAAGGUGAUCGGCACGGCGAAAGCCCCGAAGGCCAUUGGGCCCUACAGUCAAGCUGUGUUAGUGGACAAGACCAUUUACAUAUCAGGACAGGUCGGCAGAGACCCUGCAAGUGGACAGCUUGUGCCAGGAGGGGUAGUAGAAGAAACAAAACAAGCUCUUAACAACAUAGGCGAAGUUCUGAAGGCGGCCAACUGCAACUUCACCAAUGUGGUAAAAACAACUGUCUUGCUGGCCGACAUAAACGAUUUUGGUACUGUCAAUGAAGUCUACCAACAGUAUUUCAAGAGUAAUUUUCCUGCUCGAGCAGCUUACCAGGUCUCUGCUUUGCCUAUGGGAGCCCGAGUUGAGAUUGAAGCAGUGGCUGUCACCGGGCCUCUCACAACAGCAUUGCCCUGAGCAGGCCCAGGGCCAGUGACUUUCGAAUUUCCAUCAUGGCUUCAAAUCAGUGUCUUAAUUUUUAUAACUUGAUAUUGGAAAGGGCAAGUGUGACUAAAAUAUCUGACAUUAUGGAAAUUCCAUCUCGUAGGGAGAUUUGACAUGAGCUGAGGACAGAUAGUGCAGUUGCUGCAGGGUGAAUUACACUUAGGCACACUCAUGCUGCACAGUGUGAGGGAAGGGACAUCACAGUCACAGAGUGAGAGGGAAAGAGCCGCAGAAGGAGGACUUGGCCCUGAGAAAUAAUACUGAGCACACCUAAUUCAAUUAAAUCCUAUUAAUUUAGCAGGCAAAAUAUUUAGUUCUUGUGUUAGACAUAUGAUUAUGCUUUUAUUUGAGUAAAAUUAAAUUAGUCAAACUUGAGUAAUAGAGGUAAAGGAGAAAAAAAUGGACCAAAAUUUUAUAGAGAUAGUAUUUUUCUAAUGGAAAUAAAAUAGACUUGCAGAUUUC
Molecule: messenger RNA, 1017 nt
Organism: Heterocephalus glaber (naked mole-rat)
Lineage: Eukaryota; Metazoa; Chordata; Mammalia; Rodentia; Bathyergidae
Gene: Rida
Product: reactive intermediate imine deaminase A
Cellular component (GO): cytosol; mitochondrion
Molecular function (GO): deaminase activity
Source: RefSeq, a predicted model, not a curated record